Molecule: messenger RNA, 639 nt
Organism: Haemonchus placei
Lineage: Eukaryota; Metazoa; Nematoda; Chromadorea; Rhabditida; Trichostrongylidae
Source: the annotation of a GenBank genome assembly
AUAUUGUAUACUAUCGUACUUUUCAGUUCGACAUGCUUCUUUUCAGGUGGCAUAAAAUGUUUGUUCAAAUUUCUGUUAUGGAUUAUUGCAGGUCGCAGGAAGCGUGCUCUCGAUAGCCUGGAAGGUGAUGGUUUCGGUGGCCUUUUCAAAAGGUCUCUAGACUCUCUCGAAGGCGAAGGCUUCGGAUUUGACAAAAGGUCCCUGAACUCUUUAGAAGGGACUGGCUUUGGUUUCGACAAAAGGUCCCUGAACUCUUUAGAAGGGACUGGCUUCGGUUUCGAUAAAAGGUCCCUGAACUCUUUAGAAGGGACUGGCUUUGGUUUCGAUAAAAGAUCUCUGAACUCAAUAGAAGGAACAGGCUUCGGCUUUGACAAAAGGUCCCUGAACUCUUUAGAAGGGACUGGCUUUGGUUUCGAUAAAAGAUCUUUGAACUCAAUAGAAGGAACGGGCUUUGGCUUUGACAAAAGAUCUUUGAACUCAAUAGAAGGAACGGGCUUCGGCUUCGACAGGAGACGCAGGUCUCUGGACUCAACAGAAGGAACGGGCUCGGGCUACAGAAGAGGCAAGAGGACAUUACCCCAAAUCACCGGCAGUAACAGGAGUUUUCUCCGAAAUACUGUCAAGGGAUUCAUUUCUUGA